UCACAAAGCUCUCAAAGUGUCAACGCACUCAAGAACAAAAUAUAGGCAGGAAGACGAGGGACGGGGUAACGUUAUAUCACGCGCUAUGUUCCGCGACUCGACUUGUGCAUAAUGCAGAGAUCACGUAAAGGUCGCAUGGAAAGAAGACCUACUUCUUCCUCUGCCCAAAGUUUCCAUUUUUAUCAACUUCCUCUGCUUUUUGAUUUGUGGGUUUUACUCAUUCUCUUCAGCUUAUUGAUCACUUGCACAGAUGGAUCUGAAGAGCUUUCAGUUGGAUUAUCAAAUUCGGAUGAAGUUAACCACGGAUUUUGUGAAAUAUCUGAUACUGCUGAUAAAAGUUGUAUUAAAGAAAGUGAUGCUUGCGAUCCAUCAGAAGCUUUAUUAUACUCUAAAGGUGAAGGUGCUGAGGCUAUUGGUUUAGUUGGUGGUGAGUCACAAACUGAUAGAGAAAGUUCUGUUUAUGCGCUACUUGGUGGUUGUAAUAAAGAACAUACUGAUUCGGCCAAUAAAGAGGAGCAUGUAGUUGAGAGUUCUGAAUCUGCUGUCAAACAUGAAAAUGAUGUCAAAAAAUCUGAUCUCUUAUCUCGGGCUGUGCCUCUUGGUCUUGAUGAGUUCAAGAGCAGGGCGAUCAGUUCUAAAGUUAAGUCAGGCACUGAUCAAUCUGGAAGUGUAAUACAUAGAUUGGAGCCUGGAGGUGCAGAAUACAAUUAUGCUUCGGCAUCAAAGGGUGCCAAAGUUUUAGGUUCCAAUAAAGAAGGGAAAGGUGCCUCUAAUAUCUUAAGCAGGGAUAAAGACAAGUAUCUUCGAAAUCCGUGUUCUGUGGAGGAUAAAUUUGUCAUCAUAGAACUUUCAGAAGAAACCUUGGUAGAUACUGUAGAAAUAGCUAAUUUUGAACACCACUCUUCCAAUUUGAAAGACUUUGAAAUCCAUGGAAGUCUGAACUUUCCAACAGAUGCUUGGGUUUUCCUUGGGAAUUUUACUGCCUCAAAUGUGAGGCAUGCUCAAAGGUUUGUUCUUAAAGAGCCAAAAUGGGUAAGAUACCUAAAGUUGAAUCUUCAAAGCCACUAUGGUUCAGAAUUUUAUUGCACACUAAGUGUUGUUGAAGUUUUUGGUGUGGAUGCCGUUGAGAGGAUGCUGGAGGAUUUAAUUAGUACUCAAGACAAUCUAUUUGCAUCUGGAGAAGGCAAUGAUGAUAAGAAGAUAGUAUCACCCCAUCCCGAUCCUGCUGAGAGUGAACAUGUUCAGCAAAACACUUUUGAGGGGAUGAAUUCCCACCCUGCUUCAGAUAUCCCUUCUUCCAAUCAUGAAACGGCAAACAGUAAUGUUCCUGCUCCAGUUGAAGAAAUCCGUCAACCAGUUGGCAGGAUGCCUGGGGAUACUGUUCUCAAGAUUCUAAUGCAGAAAGUCCGUACUCUAGACCUAAAUUUAAUUGUUUUGGAGCGGUAUAUGGAAGACCUAAACUCCAGAUAUGUCAAUAUUUUCAAAGAGUACAGCAAAGACAUAGAAGAAACAGAUGUAGUUCUUCAGAAGAUUAAAGAAGGCAUUAAGAAUCUCAUUGACCAGCAGGAUGUUAUAGCAAAAUAUGCUGGUGAUCUCAAUUCUUGGAAGUCUCAAGUUUCUUUGCAGUUGGAUCAUCUACUCCGGGACAAUGCUGUUUUGAGGUCCGAGGUUGAAAAGGUCCGGGAGAAGCAGGUUUCUUUGGAAAACAAGGGUGUGAUUGUGUUUCUAUUAUGUUGUAUUUUUUCAUUGAUUGCUUUGUUACGGCUAUCUUUGGAUAUGGCUAAGAAUGUUUAUAGAGCACUUAUGGUUGAUAGAACAGUUGACUCCAGGGAAUUUUGUGUGGGUAGAUCUUCCUGGUUUCUUCUAUUAUUGAGUUGUAUCAUUAUCAUUUUCAUAUUAACUUUUUGACAGUCCAUUUUUGAGAUAUCUUGUUAUCUUGUGUGAGUUGCAUAGUGAUGAAGUUGCUUCUUUUUAUAUUGA
Molecule: messenger RNA, 1980 nt
Organism: Medicago truncatula (barrel medic)
Lineage: Eukaryota; Viridiplantae; Streptophyta; Magnoliopsida; Fabales; Fabaceae
Product: SUN domain-containing protein 4
Exons: 4
Coding region: 112-1908 (598 amino acids)
Biological process (GO): protein folding in endoplasmic reticulum
Cellular component (GO): cytoplasm; membrane
Source: RefSeq, a predicted model, not a curated record